GACCCGAGCAGCGGCUGCGCGGGAAAUGAACGCGGGCGGUAAACGGCGAGCUGAUCCGCCUGAGCGCCCCGGCAGCCUCUGGCUUCCCACAUGGACAAAAACUGGACUCGCCCUUUUGUAUGACGAAAAAACCAAUAAUACCUACGAUGUCCAUUUGAAGUUAACUAAAGAGAUGCUCAUCAUACAGAAACAGGAUGUGGUUUGUAUAGGAGGUAGUAUGCAUCACCUAAAUCACAGAACUGUUGUACUCCGAAGACAGGCAACUGGAGGCUUGGGUCUGAGUAUCAAAGGAGGAGCUGAGCAUAAAGUGCCAGUGGUCAUUUCAAAGAUUUUUAAAGAUCAAGUAGCAGAUCAGACGGGGAUGCUGUUUAUUGGUGACGCUGUGUUACAGGUCAAUGGCAUUAAUGUGGAGAAGUGCACGCAUGAAGAAGUGGUUCAUCUUUUGCGAACGGCUGGAGAUGAAGUUACAAUCACUGUGAGGUACCUCAGGGAGGCACCAGCUUUCUUAAAGCUCCCAUUGGGUUCUCCAGGACCAUCCAGUGAUCAGAGCAGUAGAGCAUCAUCACCACUUUUUGACAGUGGUUUACAUUUAAAUGGGAACUUGAGCAACACAGCUCCGUCUUCACCUUCCUCACCCUCGGCUAAUGAACCAAAGUACGAGAAGCGCUGGUUGGAUGCAGUCUCCCUCUCCUUGGCCAUGGCUCGAGUCUCUAGACACAAAGCUCAGAAAGAUAAAUUAAGGUCGAACAGUUUUGAAGUAUUUGCCUUAGAUGGAGCGUGCACCAAUGUUCUCCAGUUUUGCACUGCAGCAGAAAGCACAGAUUGGCUUCAAGCAAUAUUCACUAAUAUCAAUGAUCUGACCCAGGAGAGUAUAAAACAAGAAAACAAGUACUAUUCUCCUGAUGAGCAGAUCAUCCAUAUGGGUUGGGUGUGUGAGCACCUUCACAGAAGGGAAGCCAACCAGGUUCAAAGCUACAAGUUUCUGGCAUUGAAAGGCUCCUCACUCUACAUUCUCGGAGGCCCUCCUGCCGGAGCGUCAGACUGGGCUCAGGCUGAGACCACAUUUAACCUCUGUGAGGUUCUUUUUAAAGUUCAUAAGCUGUGGAUAGCGGAGGACUGCUGGAUCCAGCCAAAGCUGUGUGUGGGCCUGCAGAAAGACUGUGAUCUGCAGGACAGUGAUGGGUUCAGCUUCAGCGUGCUGGUGGGCCAUGGGCAGAGCUACUGUUUCAGAGUUGAGCUGGGCACAGAGGUUGCACUCUGGGAAAGGGCCUUUCAGAGAGCUGUUUUCAUGGAGGUGCAGAGAGUGGAGUCGAAAACCUACAUGUGCAGCAGCCAGGGGAAAAUUCUGUGCUUCACGAUCGACUUUGAGUCUGGCUUCUCCUGCUCCGACAGUGUUUCAAAGAAAGUUAUUUGGAGAUAUAAAUUCUCCCAGCUAAAGGGUUCCUCUGACGAUGGGAAGACGAAAGUAAAACUCUUAUUUAAGAACUCAGAAAACCAACAGAUAGAAAUGAAGGAGCUGGAGUUUGCAAACCUAACAGCUGUCCUUCACUGUAUUCACUCCUUCAUCGCUGCCAAAGUGGCCUCCGUGGAUCCCCUGUUCGUCAACAGUCAAAGCGUCUCACAAAAGUACAUGUACAACAGCUAGAGACCCGAAUUCUGUCUGGAACAUGUACCAUCUUGUCUGUGGUUCCAUCUAUUUACUAUUUUAUGCACAAUAUCUAUGAAUAUAUCUAGUUCUUGUUAUUUUUGUAUGAAUCUUCUGAACAAAAAUGUUAAAAGAAAUUUUUUGAAUUAGAUGAUAUUUUGACAUGCGCUAAUUAAAGGUUUGGUACUCGAAUAUGGUAUCUUCACUGAUCCGUUUCAAAUUAGUUCAUGCUGAUCAUGUAGCAAAGCAAACGUCCACGUAUAAUAUACAACAUUAUGCGUUUGUUUAAUGCAUGCACUGCAUUUAACAGUUUACAGACCAUUACGGGUGAACCUUGGAGGAAGUUAAACUGUAAAAUGAAAUCACUUUGUAUUUAACUUCUGUCCUUGUGUCUUUAAAGUUAUUGACCCAUGACUAACCUGUGUACAGUUUUUUUGAAACAAUUUUUAUAAUUACAACCUUCCAACCCAAGAUUCAGUUUCAUCAAAUUGCUGUAAAUGAGCUAAAACAAGCCUAUCCUUUUUUUUUUUUUUUUUUUUUUUUUACUUUAGCAUGAACUUGGUCACAUUGCUUUGUAUUAAAGUGUCUAUGAUUUUCACCCUUCCAGUUUUAAAUUCUUCAAUACCCGAAACACAUACAGUAGAUGUAGUCUAUCUGUUUAAUUAAACAGUAAUUAGGCCAUGUUAGGCCAGGGUAACCAACUACCUUCAUGCAAAAGCUUCUUUCAAAUUCUAAUCUGUGAUCAAACUGAGGACCCGUAAUUUGCAGCUUUGUUCUGUAUGGUGUUAUUCAGUACCUUUCCAAAUAAAAGAGCAGUUAAUUAACUGUUGACAAAA
Molecule: messenger RNA, 2481 nt
Organism: Trichomycterus rosablanca
Lineage: Eukaryota; Metazoa; Chordata; Actinopteri; Siluriformes; Trichomycteridae
Gene: sntg2
Product: syntrophin, gamma 2
Exons: 17
Coding region: 26-1645 (539 amino acids)
Cellular component (GO): intracellular anatomical structure; dystrophin-associated glycoprotein complex
Molecular function (GO): protein binding; structural molecule activity
Source: RefSeq, a predicted model, not a curated record